AUGCUUUUACCACUUCUUUCAUUACUCCUCUUAGGUUUUGGGUUCUUUUCUGUAGGACUGAAUACAUGGGAGGGAACCGACUCCGAAAAAAAUCCAGAAGAAGGGUCUUCGGAGAGUUCUAUCAAUCAGGGUACCAAAAUUUUUAAGUCUCAUUUAAGUGAGGAAGCAGAUGAAGAGCAGUCUUCUGAAUCUCAGGUCAAAAAUUACUCACCUACUUAUCGACAUGUCCGAAGAUAUACACCUGUAAUCCCUGGUUUGAUUAGGCCCGUCUCUGAAUUUGGAAUUUAUGACGAGAAAGAAGAAUAUGACGACUUUUACGUCGGCGAAAAAGAAUUUUUUGAUUCGACAGCAAUCCCACGAGACGUUUAUGUUACGUCUUCACUCGUUGGUACCCUGUUAGGUUGCAGGUAUACCAGUGAUCCAACUACAGAUUGCUACGGAGCCCAAUUUGUUCCAUCUAACGGAGUGUAA
Messenger RNA from Enterobius vermicularis (human pinworm), 471 nucleotides. The record is from the annotation of a GenBank genome assembly. Lineage: Eukaryota; Metazoa; Nematoda; Chromadorea; Rhabditida; Oxyuridae.